Messenger RNA from Caretta caretta (loggerhead turtle), 6267 nucleotides. RefSeq names its product t-complex 11 like 2 (gene TCP11L2). The record is from RefSeq and is a predicted model, not a curated record. NCBI's taxonomy places the organism in Eukaryota, Metazoa, Chordata, Testudines, Cheloniidae. Gene Ontology annotation, biological process: signal transduction.
CUGCUCCUGCACGGCGCCCGUGGGACUCUGCGAUCGGCCCCAAGGGCUGGCAACCGCCCCGCUGCGGAAAGGGCAGCGUGCCCGCGGGACGGAACAUCCCCCCCUGCCGCCCCCUGAGGGCGGCUCCUUGGCGUGACAGCCCACUUUGCCCCGCGCCUGACACGCCUGAUUUCGGAAACUAGCAGCUGUUAAGCAGUAGGAAGAUUUGUUACCUCUGGAGACGUUAGUGCUCACCUAGGCUGGCAGAGAAGCACCAUCCAUCCCUUCAGAGAGCAAGGAGCACACCCACCUUUGAAAACAAGGUUCUGUGUACUGCACCAAGUGAAGUGACUCAAAAUGCCCCUCAAUGAUGACCAGAACAGUGAUUUUGAUUCUUCAAGGCUAUCUGAAAGCACAGCUUCUUCCAGUGACUCUGAAUAUUCAAGGCAGAGUUUUACUAGUGACUCUUCAAGCAAACCCAGCUCCCCAGCUUCAACAAGCCCUCCAAAAACUGUUACAUUUGAUGAAUUGAUGGCUGCUGCAAGAAACUUGUCAAAUUUGACUCUAGCUCAUGAAAUUGCUGUAAAUGAAAACUUUCACAUGGAACAUGUAGACCUCCCACAGAACAGCAGUUUGGAGGGUAGAGUGAAACAAAUUGUACAUAAGGCAUUCUGGGAUCAUUUGGAGUCAGAACUGAAUGAAGAUCCUCCAGAAUAUCAUCAUGCUAUCAAGCUCUUUGAAGAAAUUAAGGAGACUCUUCUUUCCUUUUUAACUCCUGGAGCGAACAGGAUUCGAAACCAAAUCUGUGAAGUCCUGGAUGCAGAUCUUAUAAGACAGCAGGCUGAGCAUGAUGCUGUUGACAUUCUUGGGCUAGCUAACUAUGUCAUCAACACUAUGGGGAAAUUAUGUGCUCCAGUAAGAGAUGAUGAUAUAAAACAGUUAAAAGCAACUGUCAAUAUUGUAGAAUUGUUCAGACAAAUAUUCCAUGUUCUGGACCUUAUGAAAAUGGAUAUGGUUAAUUAUACCAUUCAAAAUAUUAGACCACAGCUUCAGCGUAACUUGGUGGACUAUGAAAGAACAAAAUUCCAAGAAAUUCUUGAAGAAACACCAAGUGCUCUGGAUCUAACAACAGAGUGGAUAAAGGAGUCAAUAAAAGAUGAAUUGUUGUCUGUUUCUUGUGAAACCUCUUCAUCCCCUGGUGCUGAUGGUAGCUCUAAACCAAAUCUCAGUCCUACUCUGGUGCUAAACAAUGGCUACUUGAAACUGUUACAGUGGGAUUAUCAGAAAAAAGCAAUUCCAGAGACGUUAAUAACAGAUGAAGUUCGUCUUCAGAAGUUGAAAGAGAAGCUGAAUGAGUUACAGAUUAUAGCCUGUGUAUCUCUUAUAACUAGCAAUAUGGUAGGCCCAGCUAUUGUGGGCUUACCUGAUUUUGCUGACAAAUUAAAAAGGAUUUCAGCUGUUCUGCUGGAAGGGAUGAACAAGGAAAAAUUUGAUUUGAAGGAGGCUCUGAAUACUAUAGGUGUUCAGAUUUGCAGUGAGGUGAACAGGUCCCUGUCUGAGAGAGGAUUUCCCACUCUUAAUAUGGAAAUUCAAAACAGCCUAGUGGGUCAGAUCUGUAGCAUUGUUGAAGAAGAAAAUCCCAUCAGCUCCCUGAUUGAUAAACGAAUCCAGCUGUAUAUGAAAAGCCUUCUUACUCUUCCAGGCAUUCAGAAAUGUAUGCCUAUGAUUCCAGGAGGCCUUGCUGUGAUUCAGGUAGAGAUAGAGUCUAUUGGAUCUCAGUACGCAAGCAUUGUGAAUUUUAAUAAACAAGUGUAUGGACCAUUCUAUGCAAAUAUUCUUCGAAAACUGCUUUUUAGUGAGGCACCAAUGGGGAAAACAGAAACUGGUGAUUCUACUAAUUGAGGAAAAAGAAUGAUCUGGUUGUGCAUCCAGCCCUUUUCCUUCACAGUGUUUAUUACAAAGAUAUUGUGAACUCUGUUCCCUCAAUGUGCAUAAUUUACUCCAAUGACUGUUACCGAGACAGGGACAAACAGAGGUGUAUCCAAAGGCAAAUAGACCCUAUAAAGUGUGUACAAGUAAAGCUUCCAAAAUUCAUUGGAAGGAAACUAAUUAAUAUAUAUUUUUUCAUGAACUAAAUCUGUUUAAUGGAUUUUAACACUCAUUGUACCUGAUCACUGUAAAUGUCUUCUUCCUAAGCAAGCAUUUUUGACUUAGUGUAGAUUUGGAAAAGUACCUCUUGGUUUUACCACCAUUACAAUUUAAUCAAUGGAACUCUUUGCACUCUUCUUAAAAAAAAUUACUAAAUACAUUAUGUAUACUGGUGCAGUGACAUAAGAUGAAAUUUUAGUUCAUAUGUACUUAACUUACAGUGCUCUAUUGGUGACACUACAUAACUGAAUAUGGAUCACUUCUUGAAAGACUUAGAGAGGAAAAUAUAGUGUAAUUGAACUUGUAACAAAGUAAAGAAUGAAAUUAGGCCAAAUUCUGAUCCCAAUAACUAUAUCAGGAUUUUACCUAUCUUUCACUAGCGCAUGCCAACAUUACUAUAAAUGGUGUUAAGUGUACCAGUUACAGAGUGAAUACGUCUUGCAAAAUAGAAACAUUUCAGAAUUUUGUCAAAUGUAAUCCAGCAAUAAAAGAUAAGUCUAACAAUUCUUUUAUUCAUAGAAAACUAACUUGGGUGCUGACUUCAAUUUCCUUACACAAACAAAUGGUUCUAAAAGUUCUCUAAUAGAGGUCAUAUUGUCCUUUAAUUUAAACAUUUGGGGGCCUAAUCUGCUUUUUAUACAUGUAGCAGUUGCGCCUUUGAUCUUCAGAGAUGCUUAAGCACCUCUGAAUUGGGACUUUAAGCCUUUGAUCUUGAAAGCAUUUAAGCACAAGAGUAGCCUUACUGACUUCAAGGGAACAAUUUGUGCUUAAAAUUAAGCAUGUAUUUAAAUAUCUUACUGGAUUGGGGCCUAAAUUUUGAAUGUGAGUAGUGAUUUUGUUCACUGACUGGAUAUUUCAAUUUUUUGGGUCUCAAGUUCCGCAGCCAAAAUCUGUCACUAAUCACUUUUGGAAAUUUAAGCCAAAAGCUAUUAAUUCCAUACUCGUUAGGCAAAUGCUGUAGCCUAGAAGCUGGCAUGAUGCAAAGCCGCUGGAGACCAUAGAAAGACUCCCACUGUCAUGAAUGGGCUUUGGAGCAGGCCCAUUGGGUCAUUGGAGUCUUGCAGAGAUUGUUGGAUUGGACCUUUGAUAUGGGAAUAAACUUCAAAAAAUCUACACAAUAUAGACAAAUUAUUUUGCAUAUCUCACAUUACUAGAUAUGAGUGCUGAAAUAUUCAGUGUAAAAUGUUCCCAUCUUGAUCAGAGUUAAUCAAAUAUACUCAAAAUAUAUAAUUGUAGUAUUUGUGACUGUUAAAUAGUGAAUUAAUCCUAUUUUUAAAUGUCAAAAAAUGUAAACUUUGGCUGGUACAAGUUUCCAGAUAUCUUCCUAGUGUUUUAUAUACAGUAUAUUUUUAUUUAAAAAAUAAACUUUGCCCAUAUGGGAUUAAUGUGCCACACACAAUAUAUAGCACAACUAGUGUAUCUCCCAUGAAAAUUUAAAAUAGCUGGGCAUUAGAAGCACUUUGGGUUUAUAGUCCAACCUCCUUUUUACAGAAUUAGGUUGUGUUUUUGUUUUGUUUAGCAGGGAAAACAUACUUUUUAGACAAGAGUUUCUCAAACUGAGGCUGGUGUCCCAGGAAAAACAAAGCAGGACUUAUUUUUAACUUUUUUUGGAUGGUUUCCAUGUGGGACUAAGCAACAGCAGACUCAUGUAUUAAGUGCACACUCUUCUGGAUUCAUGUCAAAAGCUACUACUGACAUUCUAUCAAUGUACAUGUGGGGGUGGAGGGAGGCUAAAAAGUCUCAAAUUGCAACACUUCUCAAUGACUUCUGACCCCAUUUCCUCUUUAUGCCAUGUUAAAAAUAUUGCACCAAAUAGAUGAGUACAGUUUUUAGUCUGAGAAACUCAAAAUUGAAAGGAGCUGUUACAGUGUAACAAGUGUGCCAGGGAAGUGGUAUAUUCUUGUCUUCAUGAAUAUGGGACUUCAGUACAUGUAUCAAGAGAAGAAUAUAUCCCAAAAGCUGAAAAGGGAAGUUCUGUUAGUAAUUCCGUAACCUUGGGAAAUCCAACUUUUCUAAAUUUGUGCUUUGGGCCUAAAGAAAAGAUUUUAUGUUGAAAAUGUACAAAAAAUUGUAUUGUAACUUUCUUAUCAUAGCAAUUUACCUUUCUAAACUUUCUAGUGUAAAACAGAAAAAUUUACUCUGGUGAGAUCAGUUGGAGCAUAGUUUAUAAACCUCUGGUCUAAAACAUCUGGGAAAUUGUCACUGUAACUUCCCACUAGAAAAUGAGAACACAAUAGUUCGUUUGCAUUGAUGUGACUUUUUUUUUUUUUUUUGAAGGGCAUUUUAUAGCAUGGUAUAGGUUGGAGAUCACUUAAACAUUACAAUUAGGAUAUAUUUUAAUAGUGCUUUGGAUGUAGAUGUUUCCUCUAACUUCAUCUGUUGCAUGCUCAUGGAUCAAAUGUUUACCUCCCGUCUAAAUUUUGCUUCUUGAAAAUAGACAAUUAUGUAGCAGUAGCUUUAUUAGAAAAAGUACAAAUGAAUUUUUGUGGUGUGCAUUUGUGUUGUUUUGGUUUUGUAUGCAUUAAAAGUCUGUUUGUAGUAAAACUUUGGAGAUAAGUCAUUCAUGCAAGCUGGUUCUCAAUUUAAAUAUAAUGCAGUCAGCUAUUUUGAUACAUUAUUGCAAAAUGACUUCUGUAACUUUUCUCUUUUUUCAAGGAGUCCUUCAGGAAUGUAUCCUAUUUAAAUAAAAUGGAAGAGCAGUUUUAAAUGUAGUUGUAGAAGUGGCUUAAAAUAGCACGUUCUGACUCAAAUCUGUUUUCUAAUUAUGUAUUGUGACAUACCAGGUGCAUUCCAGACUAAUGAGGAGCUUUAUCACUCCUGCCCUGCAAGCCUGGGUGACUUACAAUGCCUUGCUGAAGUAGCUCCUAUCAGGGUCGUUCACAGACACCCUUCCAACAUACAAGCCACACCCUAUGUGUCUGUGUAACUGCAGGCUGCCAGCGACACUUGAGUUACACACUGACUCUCACCAGCCUUAGUUUAUAUGGCAGGGUGACCGCAACACACCCCCAGUCCCAGGUUUCUCCCCAGAAAUGUGUCCUGUACUGCCCAGCCCUCUCCUAGAUAUUAUGUAGUAUCUUAAAUCUGUUAUUCUUUAAAGGGAAUAAUAUGCCAUUUUCUUAUCUCAUAGUUAUUCAGACACUUCAAUUUAAACACCCUGGAUUAGAUAAAAUUGCAAAAAAAUGUAUUAACUACAAAGAGAUUUUAAGCAAGUAAGAGUAAUGAGGCAUAAAAGUCAGAAAUGGUUAUAAGAAAAAUAAACAAACAUAAGAUGUUUAGUAAUACCUAACUUAAUAAACUACAACAGAUUCACCACAUGCUUUCAGCCAUCAUAUUGAUCAACCCCUGUAGGUCAGGACCACCCGCACCCUAGAGUCCAACAAAUGUUUCCUUUUUUGCUUCAGAUGCACUAAAUGCAAUGGGCAGGUGGAGAGAGUGGGGCCUUGGGGCACAUGUCCCUCCUUUUUCUAGUUUGUCCCUCUCUUGAAAAACAUUUCCAACUAGUCAAUAGGAGACAGAGGCUAUGUGGAAGGAUGUUCCCUGCUGGGUUUUUCUCACCUGUUUGAGCUUUCUUUGCUUCCCUUCCUGCUGGAUGACUGUGUUUACUGCUUAAAUACAAAUUAGGCAAAGCCCACAUUCCUUUGUUUAGGACAGACCAGUCUACCAACCUCAGUUUGGGCAGGGGUAUGGAACAUGUCUUAAUAACAUUACAGGCAAAUCUUAUAACAUUACAUACAAUGUUGCCAUGCAUACUUUAUCAGGAUUAUACUGACUUGCAAAUUAUGAAUUUUCAAAUAAUACAAGACCUGCCUUGUAAUACAUUUUGUACAAUAAUGUGUAGGAUGCGAACAUGGGUAUUUUCUGUCACAUGUAUAGAGUUAGUCAUAGCCAUCCAUUACUGUAAUAUCUGGGGCCCAGAUCCUCAAAAGCAUUUAGGCUCUUAACUUCCAUUGAAAUCAACAGAAGUUAGGAGCCCAAAUACCUUUUGAGGAUCUGGGCCUGACUGCCUUACACUUAAUGGAUUUUAUUCUCACGUGCAUCCCUUUGUCUAUUAGUGACGUACAUUUUUUUUUUUUACAGCUGCUUCCUAUGUUGGCUUUGUAAUGCUAUAGCAAUUAAACUGAAUUCUAUUUCUCCUUU